Molecule: messenger RNA, 1350 nt
Organism: Linderina pennispora
Lineage: Eukaryota; Fungi; Kickxellomycota; Kickxellomycetes; Kickxellales; Kickxellaceae
Exons: 1
Coding region: 1-1350 (449 amino acids)
Biological process (GO): regulation of DNA-templated transcription
Cellular component (GO): RSF complex
Source: RefSeq, a predicted model, not a curated record
AUGCCUCUUGCCACAGCAAAAGCCGGCCACCGGCAAGGAGCGCUGCACGAUACGCGAGACUUUGCGCGUCUAUCGCACUUUCUGCAUAUAUUUCACCAGGCCCUCAACCAGGAGCAAGAGCUGAGCAUGCAGCAACUCGAAGAAGAGCUGCUGCAAGAUACCGGGGUUGUUCGCGCGCUGCUGAAGCGUGCGCUGCGGAUACUUACUGGCAACCGACACAUGGAGGAGAAGAGGAUAGAAAAGUACGUUGAGCGUGCGUGGGAGCGGCACCUGGCGGGAUACGCAGAGCUUCCCGAUUCGUUCGCCGAGCUUGGGCUGUACGGCGUGGAUGUGCGUGAGCGCACGCGGGUGGUGCUGGAGACCUUGGAGCUGGUGUUUGUGCGGCCCGAUAAUCUGCGGCAUAUCAGCAGCGUUGGGCAGCAGGACGCGCAGCAGUGGCGUGUAGAGCCUGUCGGCGUGGACUCGGUAAGCCGCACAUACUGGCUGCUGUGUGGCGAUCGGCUGUAUCGCGAGACGCCCAAGAAGUCGCUGCUGCUGAUCGAGAAGCACAACCGUGAGGCCGGCGUCAAUAGCCGCAGAUCAACGAGGCUGUCAGAGCAGCGCGGGCCGUUGGUCGAUCCGCCGAGGCAUGACGACAUUGAGGACGACGGGGCGCUGUGGGAGCUGCUGUGUGCGAGUUACGAGGAGUGGGUGUAUUUCCCGAACGUGCUCGAGCAGCUGACCAGCAAGGCCGAUCGCACGGUUUACAGGCGCGUGAGCAAAAUUGCGCCAGGAAUUGCCACAAGGCUGCACAGCGAGAUCAAGAAACAGGAGCUGCUGGAGCUGCUGGCUACACGCAAACGGUCGACGCGCAUUGCUAAGAAGGAGGCGAUGAAGCACCAGCGCGAGAUCAUCGAGCAGGAAGAGCAGAUGGCCGAGGGCGACUAUCGAAGGUCAAAGCGGAUAAAACAUUCGGCCGAAGAAGAAGAGCCCAUCCACCCAAUGCUGAUAGACACGCGCGAUCUCCGAGCACAGCGGCGCGAGCAAGCACGCCUGGAGGCAUUGGAGCGGGAGCAGAUGAAGAAUAUCGAGAUCGAGCAUCCGGCGCACCAGCCGCCGCCAGUGGAGGAGGAGGCUGCGGCAGAGGGUGAUGCGGAAGAGAGCUGGAUGUUUAUGUGUGCAUGCGGCAAGGCUGGCCGCAACUACGACGAUGGGCGGGCGAUGACGGCCUGCGAGCGGUGUCUGGUGUGGAGCCAUCUUGGGUGUUCGCUGCGGGCAGAAGCACGGAGAUUGGGCCGCGAGAUCGGCGAGGACGAGUGGGAGCAGCUCAGCUACGUGUGUCCAAGCUGUCGCUCGUCCCAGCAAAAUUAA